AUGACCAAGACUGUUGAUGAAGCUAAGGUUCUUAUUGAGAAUCUUGCAGCUAGUGAUUGUAACAACUGUCCUGAUUAUGACCGCUCAAGCCGCACCACUACUAGCUCCCCUGAUUCUUUUCAAAUGACUGAACUCAAGAACAUGAUGGCUCAAGUUCUUAAGGGACAGCUCAAGCAUAUCAAUGCAAUAGAAGGGAUGAGUGAUGCUAAUGAAGACCCAUCAAGAGAAUGCAUGGGAGAUUUCUCUAAUGAAGCCAAUGAAGAAGAUGUGAACUACAUUGGAAACUAUGGGAACAAGGGAUACAAUCCAAGCUAUCGCCCAAACCCCAACAUGUCUUAUAGAAACCCCAAUGUGGAGAAUCCUCAAGACCAAGUGUAUCCUCCAAGGUAUCCACAACAACAAAGACCUCCUUACCAAUCUCAAGGAAGUCAAUUUCAGCCAAGGCAAGGAUAUGAGCAGAGAUCAUCAUAUCCGCCCAAGGAGCCAUAUGCUUCUUCACCAAAUCAAGCUCCUCCAAACCAACAAGGUGGAAGAUUUGAAGGAAUCCUCCAACAGAUCAUGGAUGGCCAGAAGAGAAUACUAAAGAGAUGUAUGAGAAGAUGGACACUUUGUUCAGCAAUCUCAACACCAAGUAUGAUGCUGUUGCCACUCAUGUGA
This is a messenger RNA of Microthlaspi erraticum, 657 nucleotides long. The record is from the annotation of a GenBank genome assembly. Lineage: Eukaryota; Viridiplantae; Streptophyta; Magnoliopsida; Brassicales; Brassicaceae.